AUGUCAAAGCCAUCGAUCCCUGCCUGGCAGCGAACAGCAACUACCGAUCCACCAACUCUGUCCACGGAAGAGCAGCCGAAGCCAGAAAACGCAGCGGAAGACAGCACAAAACCUGUCGCAGAAGAACCUGGUAGCCAAGACAUCACUGAGAAGGUUCAUCAAAGUACGGAUCUCCUAGCGCAAGCCUCGCGCUUUCUCGAAGACCCAAACAUCCGCAAUGCGCCACGAGAGAAGAAGGCCGUGUUUUUGCAGGCGAAAGGCGUGUCAGCCGAGGACAUUGAAACGUUGCUAGGGAAUCCGGUACAAGAGGAUGCUUUCUCAGAUCUGGAAGAAGUCGGUGCUCGAGCCUGGUCUACAACGUCACCACAAGCAGUCGAAAGAUCGUUCGCACCUCCGCCACAGCCCCGCGAGAUACCACCAAUCGUCACAUAUCCUGAGUUUCUUGCGCAGACCGAGAAACCACCACCGCUCGUGACAACUAAACGCCUAGUGGACACAGCAUACAUCGCAGGAGGCUUGAUGGCUACAAUGUAUGGCUUGUCCAAGUACAUCAUUGCACCGAUGGCGUACAACCUUGCUGAAGCGCGACACGACUUCGCCGCACAUACCCAGGAGCAGUUGGUGGAGUUCAAUAAGAAGCUUGGUGGAGCUGUUUCGGUAGACCCAGCCAGCAAAGUGAAGAAGACCACUUCGGAGAUCGGAGACGAUGUAUCAGAGGCAGACUCGGAUCCCACCGAGCUGUAUCACCGCGACUACGGGACACAAACCACGCCGAACCUGUCACGGCGCCCCUCGCUCGAAGUGGCAGAUGCCCAUCCCAUGGUUACAGCUCAAGAAAACCGGUUAAAGAUCAUCAAAUCGCAUCUGAACGAACUCGUCACCAAUCGAUCGAACAGCGUUGUCUCUCGCGACUCGUUACACACCAAAGUGUCAGACUUGACCACUUAUCUCAAUGACAUGAGUUACCAAAAUCAAUAUUACUCCAGUAUGAACGGAAUGUAUGGCAGUAAUUAUGGUCUGCCUUCGGGGAAAGAUGGAAAGACAGAUCAGAUAGAUGUUUUGAAGCAGGAUAUAAGAGCAGUCAAAGGCGUCUUCCUCAGCGCCAGGAAUUUCCCUACUGGCGGGCAGCGUCUGCCUGGGACGCGUACGCCUCCAAGCGCCAUGCCGACAGGAAGACGGACACCGCCAACACCCACUGGAAGAUAG
This is a messenger RNA of Boeremia exigua, 1206 nucleotides long. Its product is annotated as peroxisomal membrane anchor protein conserved region-domain-containing protein. Gene Ontology annotation, molecular function: signaling receptor binding. Gene Ontology annotation, biological process: protein import into peroxisome matrix, docking. Gene Ontology annotation, cellular component: peroxisomal importomer complex; peroxisomal membrane. The record is from RefSeq and is a predicted model, not a curated record. The transcript is spliced from 2 exons. The coding region runs from base 1 to 1206 and encodes 401 amino acids. Lineage: Eukaryota; Fungi; Ascomycota; Dothideomycetes; Pleosporales; Didymellaceae.